AUGUCCCUCAUAUGCGCUACGAUAAUGGCCAUAGCAUUCGCUCGUGCGAGAAAUCCAAUGAUGGUCAUCUUCUCAGCGACCAUUGUGUUUAGUAACGCAGUGGAUGUUUUGGGGGGGUUGAUAUAUAAUUUCGAUUGGGAUAGCGCUCCCGAAGGAGUUUGCUAUGCGCAAGCAAUGGCGAGACAAUUGGCGGGUUUUUCAUUUUGGACUAGCGGAUUUUGCUUCACCGUUCAAGCAUACCGUCUUAUUGCUUACAAUAAAAGAGACGACAGGUUUAAUCGGUAUUGUUACGGACUUAUAGCCACGUUCUGUGUGGUCGGAACUAUGCUGGUAACCAUUAUAUCAAUCAAGACAGAAGCUGUAAAGAGUGGAAAUUAUCGUUGUGAUAUAGCCAAUCCAACUUGGGUUCGUCUGAUGGGAGCCAAUGGUGUAAGUUUGCUAUUAGUUCCUGCAAGCACGUAUUUCUCCCUCGGCGCGGCGUAUGCGCCCGUUAAUGGCGAAAAUAAACCUGACGCUAUCGUGCAAGUUAGAGAUGUGCUAGAGGGUCCGAGUAAAAUCCGGAAUAAUAAUAACGUCACUCGAAAUGCUGCCCUCCGUAUGGUUUCCUUUGCCAUUGCAUACUUUCUUUUGAAUCUGUUGACCUCCAUCGGGACCGUUAUGGACACUAUUCAAAACGUACCAUUUGAUCCACGUCCAGAUUGGUCUGACUUUGCCGGUCCAAUGAUCGCAUUUGUCAUUUUGUUGAUUUUUGGAACUGCUUCUGACGCUAGGCGAUGGUUUGGUGAGAAAUUAAGAAACAUUUUUAGAAAGUAA
This is a messenger RNA of Paraglomus brasilianum, 813 nucleotides long. The record is from the annotation of a GenBank genome assembly. NCBI's taxonomy places the organism in Eukaryota, Fungi, Glomeromycota, Glomeromycetes, Paraglomerales, Paraglomeraceae.